Messenger RNA from Gymnodraco acuticeps, 3192 nucleotides. It is a transcript of the gene dcaf5, whose product is annotated as ddb1 and cul4 associated factor 5. The transcript has 9 exons. NCBI's taxonomy places the organism in Eukaryota, Metazoa, Chordata, Actinopteri, Perciformes, Bathydraconidae. Gene Ontology annotation, biological process: negative regulation of fatty acid biosynthetic process. Bases 205 to 2577 code for a protein of 790 amino acids. The record is from RefSeq and is a predicted model, not a curated record. Gene Ontology annotation, molecular function: protein binding. Gene Ontology annotation, cellular component: cytoplasm; Cul4-RING E3 ubiquitin ligase complex.
GUGACAGCAGGGGGAGAGAGAGGGAUCCUCCCCCGGAGCAGGAAGCUGCUGCUGGGACUGAGAAACACACAGAGAGAGGUGCUCUACAAGACUCUUCCAGCAGAAUGUAGCCCCAACACAGACAUCCAGCCCCACAACAAGCCUACAUGUCCCGCAGGGUGCAGCAGCAGCAGCAGCCGGUCUAACAGACAGUGUUUCUCCCCCAUGAUGAAGGAGCUGCAGGGCUGCGGGAUGCGGUCCUCGGUGGGCUUUCUGUCCCGCAGAGAGCUCACCGGACAGCCGCUACUGAAGGACGAGUUCCAGAGGCGGAGGAUGGCCGGUUGCUCCAGCCUCUUCAAGAAGGACAUGCUCGGUCACUUCGGAUGCGUCAACGCCAUUGAGUUCUCCAACAACGGAGGAGAAUGGCUGGUUUCUGGAGGAGACGACCGUCGGGUUCUGCUGUGGAACAUGGAGGAAGCUCUCCACGCUCGCUCCAAACCAGUGAAGCUGAAGGGAGAACAUCUGUCCAACAUCUUCUGCCUCGCCUUUGACAGCACCAACAGGAAGGUCUUCUCCGGAGGAAAUGAUGAACAGGUGAUUCUUCACGAUGUGGAAAGAAUGGAAACCAUUAACGUGUUCCUGCACAUCGACGCUGUGUACAGUCUGUCCGUCAGCCCGGUGAACGACAACGUGUUCGCCAGUUCUUCUGACGACGGACGCGUCCUCAUCUGGGACACCCGCGAGCCGCCAAGUACAGAGCCGUUCUGCCUGGCCAGCUACCCCUCAGCGUUCCACAGCGUGAUGUUUAACCCGGUGGAGCCGAGGCUCAUCGCCACCGCCAACUCCAAGGAGGGCGUGGGAUUAUGGGACAUCCGAAAACCUCGCAGCUCGUUGCUGCGUUACGGCGGCAGCAUGUCUCUGCAGAGCGCGAUGAGCGUCCGCUUCAACAGCUCGGGCACUCAGCUCCUCGCUCUGAGGCGCCGCCUGCCGCCCGUCCUCUACGAGCUGCACUCACGCCUGCCCAGCUUCCAGUUCGACAACCAGGGAUACUUCAACUCCUGCACCAUGAAGAGCUGCUGCUUCGCUGGGGACCGCGACCAGUACAUCUUGUCUGGUUCCGACGACUUCAACCUCUACAUGUGGAAAAUCCCAAAGGACCCAGAAGCCUGGGGCGCAGGCCGGGUGGUAAACGGUGCGUUCAUGAUCCUGAAGGGCCAUCGGUCCAUCGUGAACCAGGUGCGCUUCAACCCUCACACCUACAUGAUCUGCUCCUCUGGCGUGGAGAAAGUCAUCAAGGCGUGGAGUCCGUACCAGCAGCCGGAGAGUUUGGGGGAUCUGGAGGGCCGGGUGGAGGAUAAGUCCCGCAGCCUGUACACUCACGAGGAGUACAUCUCCCUGGUGCUGAACUCCGGCUCCGGGCUCUCCCACGACUACGUGAGCCAGUCGAUCCAGGAGGACCCCCGCAUGAUGGCCUUCUUCGACUCGCUGGUGCGCCGCGAGAUCGAGGGCUGGAGCUCCGACUCGGACUCGGACCUGAGUGAGGAGGCCAUCAUGCAGCUGCACGCCCGCGGACGAAGAACCACCACCAGAACCACACCAACACUUCCUCUUACUCUUCCUCCUCCGGCUGCUGCUGCUGCUGCUGCUGCUCCUCACAGCGACUCAGAGAACUCCUCCUCUUCCUCACUGGUUACGGAGGAUCGUCCGAGGAGGAGGAGGAGAAGGAGGAGAAACCAGAGCCAAGUUUCGGGGUUCCUUGUAAACGAGGAUUCGGACUCUGAGUUCUGGUUGGACCCGAUGCCGCGUCCUCGCUCCCCCAGCCCCCAAGAAAACUCUGCGCUCUCCAGUGCCGCCUCCUCCUCCUCCUCCUCGCCGUCGCUCCCCACCGCCGUCGCCGCUGCUUCCUCUUCCUCCUCCUCUUCCUCCUCCAGCUCCAGCAGCGAGGAUGAGCAGCGUCGCAGCGCGGUGAGGAGGAGGAACGUGAUGCGCCGCCGACGCAUGAACGUGGUCUCCAGAGCCGAAGAUCGACCCGAUCCGACGCCGCUGUUCUCCGCCGUCGACUCCUGCAACUACCCGUGCAUAUCUGUGGACGAUUUCACCUCCUCUUCAUCUGGGGAGGUGCAGAAACCCAGAGAGGAAGAGGAGGAGCUGAGUCCGUCUGACUUUGUGUGUCUGAGCCCGGAGGAGGCUGGACACCGGACUGGAGAUAAAGGGGGAUGUGAGGCAGGCAGCAGUUCCUUCCCUUUGGACUCCUUGAGCCGUGGGACUAAAGGGCGCCACCGGACUGCAGCUCCUCCCCCCCAGAGAGAGGAGGUCCUCAGAGAGGAGGUCCAGAGAGAGGGGGUCCAGAGAGAGGGGGUCCAGAGAGAGGAGGUCCAGAGAGAGGAGGUCCAGAGAGAGGGGGUCCAGAGAGAGGAGGUCCAGAGAGAGGAGGUCCAGAGAGAGGGGGUCCUGAGAAAGGAGGUCUUGAGAGAGAGCCUCCUCACCUCCUCGGACUCAGAGGAGGACCCCCGGCCCCCGAGGGGGGGCGCUCUGAAACGGACUCGUGUCGCGUCAGACGACGGAGGCUCUCCUUCAGAGAAAAGAUGUAAAACAUAACGACUCCAAGAAAAAUCGUUAAAAAGACUUUGUUUAGAAAGAAAGUGGGUUUUUAUUUCUUUUAAUACGUCUCAAACUCACCGAUGUUGACGUAAAGAAACUGCAAAUAUUUGUUAAUUAGUUGCUGAACAAAUGUAAUUAUUCCUUUGGUCAAACCGGAGAAACAUUUGAAAGCUAACGACUCGGAGAGAAAUCGUUUUAAAUGUUCAAUUGGAGAGAUGGGUUUCCAUAACUCGGAUAUUCCUUUUUUAUACGUCUUAAACGCACUAAUUUUGACGUUAGGGAACUACAAAUGAAAGAAAGUGGUUAUUUUUUGUUUCUAAACAGUUGUCAUCAGUCCUUUGGUCGAACCAGAGAUGACAUUAGAAGAUGGAAGAUUUAAAAAAAAGUUAAAUUGUUGAUAACGGGUGAGGGGAUUUUAGUGACGGUGUUUAUUUUCAGUGUUUCAGAGCUCCUCUGUUUCUACGGAGGAUUAAAGUGUUGCAGCGUUUUAAUUUCUCCACACUUGAGUGUAAAUCUGAUUUUUAUUUUAAGUGAUUCUCGGCUGCCGGAGCGUCGAUGAUGCUCUUUUUGUUCCCAUGCAAUUAAAGAAUCAUUUUGUUCUCUACAAAUCUG